AUGAUAAAGCAUCGCUGGAGGGAGCUAGCUAAGUCCUUUGGGAAUCAUGUUGAUCCUGAAAAAACGGAACAAUUGAAGAGGACUAAAUCAGAGCAAGGAAAGAAAGAAGACAGUCGAAAAGAUUCAAAGAAUGAGUCGGAACUUGUUGGACUCAUUGAGAACUUCUACCAACAGUACCAGUCACUAUAUGCUUUGUAUGAUCAUCUAGUAGGAGAGUCGGGGAGAAUUGUUCGUGGCAAAAAAGAGAGAAAAGGUUUUGCCUUGUCUCCCUCCAGCUCAGAUUCUGAAUAUUAUUCCUCAGAGGACGUUGAAGGUAACAAUGCCAAAUUGGAAAAUGAGCAUCAGAAGUUGGCAGACAGCAUUAAGCAUGAAGCUAACACUGAGAAUUCGGGAGUAGCUGAUCUUAAGCAAAAACUGGUCUCUAGAAAUGAAGAGAAGGAAGCUAUAAAUUCAGAAUAUAUGGAAGCAUUGAGAAAAAUAAGACAAGCAGAUAAUAUGGACAAAGAUCUCAAGAAUGAAAUGGACGAAAGAGUAAGGGAACUUUCAGCUCUUGUUGAAGCGCACGAGGCUCAUGGGAACGAAUCAUCAGCUCGGGUGAAAGAGUUAGAGGGCCAGUUAACUGUCUUUAAAAUUGAGUUGGAAUCCUUGUGCUGUCAGAAAAGAGAUUUGGAAGCAUGGAAAGAAGGCAAGGCUGCUGAAGCUAAACAGCUAGGAGAGAAAAAUAUUGGACUGCAUGCUCGGGUUUUUGAACUUGAGAUAGGUUUAAAAGGAAAAGAAGAUGAAAUAUCUGAUCUCCAGAAGAAACUCAAGGAAAAUGAGGACAGUUCAGCCUCAAAAGUUUCAGACUUGAUGGCACAGGCCAGCAAUCUGCAAGUUGAAGUUGAUUCAUUGCGUGCGCAAAAAGGUGAACUGGAACAAAAGAUGGUGAGUAAAAAAAAUGAAUCACUGGCUCAAGUGAAGGGCUUAAGGGAUCAGAUCAAUGGUGUGCAGAGGGAAUUAAAGUCCCUACGCCAGCAGAAAACCGAAUCAGAAGCACAACUGGAUAAGAAGAACAAAGAAAUUUCCAAACACCUGCUUCAGAUAGAAAAUCUGAAAGAGGAACUAAAUAGAAAGGACACAGUUGAAAUGAAAAUGAUGGAUGAAAGACAAUGUCUUCUUGAGAGGAUGAAGGAGUUGGAAAUGCAAAUGGACUCUCGACGCAGCCAAAAGAAAAUUUUGGAAAAGCAGAUAAAAAAUAGAAACCAGGAGACCAAUAAGUUGAGACAGGAAAAUGAGGGUCUGCUUUCUAAAAUUUUUGAGUUGGAGAGAACACUGAAUGAGAGAGGGGAUGAGUUUUAUGCUCUUCGUAGAGAAUGCGAGGAUGGAAAGAAUGAAUCUUCUACUCAAUUUACGGAUUUAACAACACAGGUCAGCAAUUUGAAACAGGAAUUGGAUUCCUUGCAGACUAAGAAAAGCCACUUGCAGAUUGAGAAAGAGAGCAGACAAUAUUUUGAAAGGUUGGGUGAGAUGGAAAAUCAAAACAAUAAAUUGACAGGAAAGAUAGCCCGGAUUGAGAGAGAGAACAGAAAAUAUUUGGACAGACUAACUGAGAUGGAAAAUCAAAACAAUAACUUGACAGUUAAGAUUUCCGAACAGCAGCGAAUUCUUAAGGAACAGGAAGAUACUAUCAGGAAGUUCAAUAAGGAUCAUAAACAAGCUAAAAUUUGGUUUCCGUCGUCCAAAUUGAAUCUACAAGUCGCAGAAAGGAAGAUGGAAGAAUUGGCAGAGAAGUACCGGAUUAAUAUUGAAGAUAACGUCCGCCUCUUGUACCAGAGAAUCCGAGUAGCAGAACAAAUACACAAUGAGAACAAAGAAGGCUACAAGAAGAUGAAAGAUUGUUAUGAGACAGAAAUUAGAGGUCUUAAAGAAAAGCUUGCAACUUAUGAAGAUCCGGCCAGAAAGAUGAAGGAAAUAUCAGAAACAGCAAAAAGCACAUUCCAAAAUGGACUGGACUUGGUGGUACUGAAGUUUGAGGAGGGCCAUAAGAACUUUCUGAACCAGAUUUCCAAAAUGUCAAAUGAUCUUGAGUCUGCUAAAACGUGGGUUACAGGGACAGCAGGUGAGAUCAAACGAUUAAAGCACAAUGUAGAAUGCUUGGUCAGACAACUGAAUGAAAAGGAAGAACAAGAGGGUGUGUUAAGAGACAAAGUUUGUGAGUUAGAAGCAUCGGCAAGCAAGGAAGCUGAAGAGAAGUUGAACAUGACGAAAGGCUUGAGCCAACUUGAGGAGCAGGUGGGAAAUCUGGAGAGGAAAUUGAAGGACAAGGAUGAAGACUUAUUGAUCCUUGGAGAGGAGAAGAGGGAAGCCAUAAGGCAUCUCUGUGUCUUGAUUGAUCAUCACCGGAGCCGCUACGACGAUCUUAAGAAAGUAGUCUCAAAGAGGUCAGCUGCUGCUAGGAGCAGGGCAGUUACUUAGGCUCUACGGCAAGGGCCAUUGUUAUGAUAUGUUUGUUUAGCAUUAUAUAUAAACCUUAUUCAAUUUAUUCAUUCCUUCCCACAAGGAAAGUGGAUGUGUUGCUUAGCAUUG
Molecule: messenger RNA, 2565 nt
Organism: Prunus persica (peach)
Lineage: Eukaryota; Viridiplantae; Streptophyta; Magnoliopsida; Rosales; Rosaceae
Product: spindle pole body component 110
Exons: 2
Coding region: 1-2454 (817 amino acids)
Molecular function (GO): actin binding
Source: RefSeq, a predicted model, not a curated record